Molecule: messenger RNA, 373 nt
Organism: Serpula lacrymans var. lacrymans S7.9
Lineage: Eukaryota; Fungi; Basidiomycota; Agaricomycetes; Boletales; Serpulaceae
Exons: 1
Source: RefSeq, a predicted model, not a curated record
CAACGCAGAGUCCUUCUCCCCCGGUCGAUGAAGGAGACAUCGCGUUGGCCAUGGCAGUGUCUGCCUCAGAGGCCCGAAGGCGUGAGGAGCUCAUGAUUGCUCAGGAGGAGGAAGAGCUGGCAAAGGCUUUAGAGGAAUCUCGAUUGUACACUUCUACGUAUUCACAUCGUUCUUCUUCCCCGAGGAGCAAUGAUGGUUCUCCCUCGCAAUCACGCAGAUCAUCGGGACCAUCACAUGCACAGCGUCUGAGCCCGGUCGUCACCCCUCCACAUCCUCCAGAAGGCGAAAGCUGGCUACAUCUCGUGACACCAACAGGUUCCAUAAACUUUGAAGAUGAACAAGCUGCUACUGACGAACCUUCAUCACAAGAGGG